This is a messenger RNA of Argentina anserina (silverweed cinquefoil), 1359 nucleotides long. RefSeq names its product probable plastid-lipid-associated protein 10, chloroplastic. The coding region runs from base 151 to 993 and encodes 280 amino acids. The transcript is spliced from 9 exons. Lineage: Eukaryota; Viridiplantae; Streptophyta; Magnoliopsida; Rosales; Rosaceae. The record is from RefSeq and is a predicted model, not a curated record.
UGGCCAACUACCACUUCGAACUUCCUAGUGUUCAGCUUGCUUCUUUAGUUCUUUUAAAGGAAAACAGUUUCAGUCUUGGCAAAGAAACUGGAGCGGAAACUCAAAGAAGUAUCUACCAGGUUAUAAUCUAAACUUGUAUAUUUAUCUCUAAUGGACCUGGCUUUGGUGUCUCCUUCGUUCCCUUCAAAUGUUGCACGAGUUGUUGAUAAGAUUAGGCCUUCUAGAUCAAUGUUUGCCACCCGAAAGGUGCCUGGUCGAAAAUUGUUUCCUUGUCUGGCAGCUGUUGCUACCCAAACAGCCCAGACCCUGGAGUUUGAUGUAGAGAGCAAAAAACACGAGCUGCUGAGAGCUGUUCAAGACACAAAAAGGGGCCUUGUUACAACUGAUGAUCAACGUUCUUCUAUAGAGGAGGCUCUGGUGACUGUGGAGGGAUAUAGCAAGGGUGCACCUUUAGACUUGGUGAAGUUGGAUGGGACAUGGCGGUUGCAAUAUACUUCUGCUUCUGAUGUUCUCAUUCUUCUGGAAGCAGCUGAAAGGGUAUCUUUUUUUCAGGUUGGGCAAAUAUUUCAAAAAUUUGAAUGCCGAGACCAGUCCAACGGGGGAAUAAUCCGUAAUGUUGUCAGAUGGAGUGUUCCACCAUUGUUAGAGGAAGAAGAUGGUGCUACUCUGCUUGUUUCUGCCAAGUUUUCUGUUGUUUCCACACGUAACAUCUACCUUCAGUUUGAAGAGAUUAGUGUUCAAAAUAUAAAAAUUGGCGAACCGCUGCAGGCUCUUAUAGCUCCAGCAUUACUGCCACGGUCGUUUUUAAGUUUGCAGGUCUUACAGUUCCUCCGUACUUUCAAAGCUAAGAUUCCUGUUAGUGAUCCCGGAACAGGAAGGCAAUCAGUAGGAGGACUCUAUUACCUUUCUUACUUGGAUGGAAAUAUGCUUUUGGGGCGUGCCGUUGGUGGUGGAGGCGUUUUUGUUUUCACUAAAGCUCAACCCCUGGAGUAAGCACACUACCCUUUUCUUCAAUGUGGAAGAAAGCUGGGAAAGACAUAGCAUGGUAGUCUUCAGGUGAAGUUAAACUUAGUUGCCACGGUGCUUACAGGAGUUAUAGCUUAUGUUUAUAUAAUUAUCAUUACAUACCUAGGUUACUUGAUUAGUGAGUGAGACGGCAUUAGGACUAUUUGAAGAUAGAUCGACAAAUACGAAUGAUUACCAGCUUAAGUUCUCAACCCUCGUGCCUCUCUGCUAUAUUGUGUCUUUUCUUUGGUUUAACAAAUAUGACUCUAUUGCCUUCCAUGUAUAGAGAUAGACUGACUGUAUUAAAACAUACUAGUUAUUUCUGGAGAAUUGAAACAUACUAUUUAUUGCACA